This is a messenger RNA of Drosophila persimilis, 2260 nucleotides long. Its product is annotated as serine/threonine-protein kinase RIO3. Lineage: Eukaryota; Metazoa; Arthropoda; Insecta; Diptera; Drosophilidae. Gene Ontology annotation, biological process: maturation of SSU-rRNA; protein phosphorylation. Gene Ontology annotation, molecular function: protein serine/threonine kinase activity; ATP binding. The coding region runs from base 247 to 2103 and encodes 618 amino acids. The transcript is spliced from 3 exons. The record is from RefSeq and is a predicted model, not a curated record. Gene Ontology annotation, cellular component: preribosome, small subunit precursor; cytosol.
AAAAAUACGAAAAAAAGUAAAAGCUAUUGCAACUUAGGUGUAAUAGUCCUUCGCCAGGUGACGCCAGACACCUUUGCUGCAGUAUAAAUAUCAAUAGUCUUCAAUCAGGUAUUCGACUGCCUGGACUCUGCUGGCAGCCAGCAGACAAGCUAAAAAGAAUCGUUUGUUGUGACCACAACACACGAGACAAACUUGAAAAUUACCACCGAUCAGGAGCCGAUCCCUCACGCCAAAAGUGCCAAAAGUAUGUCGUCGCCAUGGAUCAAGACCCAGGAGCCAGUGCAGACCACGAGUCUAGCUGAUAUCAUGUCGGAGCAGUAUGCACAUCGUUUGCACAACCAGGAGGUAAAGCGGCAUCAGCAAACCCAGAAGAAAACUGAGGUGGAAGCCACAUCCAUCUGGGACGGGGAAGCAGCUUCACCGGGUGCUGCCAACUACUCCGAUGUGGCCGCGAUACCAGCAAAGACCAACAGCGAAACGGAAGAGUGGGAGGACUACUCUUCGCUUCUAGAGGAUUGCGGAGAGGCCGAUUUGCCGUCAGAGAUGCUGGCCCUUCUUCAGGAAGAGGAGAGCGGCAGUGGCGGCGACUCCGAUGCAGUCAUUGCCCAAAUGCUGCAGUCCCAAUUCGAUCACGAGUACAACGAGGAGCUGCGCCGCAUCGAACAGAAGCAGAACAAGCAGUCCAAAGUGACUGUAACACUGGACAAAUUCCGACGCAGCGGUGAUGCCGAGUUCCUGCACGACACCGAGGAGGACGACUACGAGGAGGAUGAGCUGGAGCGGCUAAAGCACGACUGGGACCGUUUCGAGACCAACGAAAAGAGGCUGGAGUCCAUACCUAGGUGUGGCUUCAAAAUGAGCAAGGAGGGCGAAAUGAUCACUAAGCAUGAUCCACAGUUGUGCGCCGUCCGCAAUGCCCAGCGCGUGAUGUCUUUUCCCCCAGAAUUUCCCACUGGCGAUGGAGCUGGCUUCGACAUGAAGUUGUCCAACAAGGUGUUCAAUCAGUUGAAGGCCUAUUCCCGUCGUGGCCGUUCCGAUCGUCACGAGAAAGUGGCCACUGCCGAAAUGGGCCUGGAUGCCAGCACUCGUCUACUGUUGUACAAGCUGAUCAACAAUCAAGUGCUCGAACAGAUCAACGGCAUCAUCUCCACGGGCAAGGAGGCGGUGAUCCUGCACGCCAACUCCGAUUCCAGCUACACGGGAAGCAAUGAGCAUGGCCAUCAAAGCGGUGUGCUGAUGCCGCCCAACCUCCUACCCAAGGAGUGUGCCAUCAAGAUCUUUAAGACCACGCUGAACGAGUUCAAGCAAAGGGAUCGGUACAUCAAAGACGACUAUCGCUUUAAGGAUCGAUUCAGUAAGCAAAAUCACCGCGUCAUCAUCAACAUGUGGGCGGAGAAGGAGAUGCACAAUCUGAUGCGCAUGCAGAACAUUGGCCUCAACGUGCCCGACGUGGUGGUCCUGAAGAAGCAUGUUCUGGUCAUGCGCUUCAUUGGUGACAAUCACAAUGCUGCGCCCAAGCUGAAGGAUGCCCGCCUGAGCUCUGCCGAGCUGAGCUGCGCCUAUGAGGAGAUUGUGGCGGCUAUGCACAAGAUGUACAACGAGGCCAAGCUGGUCCAUGCUGAUCUCAGCGAGUACAAUAUUCUCUGGUUCGAGGGAAAAUGUUGGUUCAUCGACGUGGCCCAGAGUGUGGAGCCAAAGCACCCAAGUGCCCUGGAGUUUCUCAUGCGGGACUGCGGCAAUAUUGUGAACUUCUUUGAGAGACGCGGACUGCCUAACAUCUACACCAAAGAGCAGCUAUUCGAAUACAUCACCAAUCUCAAUGCCGAGACUCACAAUGCCGCCAUGCUGGAGAGGAUUCAUACACGAGGCGCCUCUAUCAACGAGGCCACUGCACCCAAUCAGCAGGAGUGUCCCGAUGAACUAAAGCCUCUCGAGUAUCCCUUCGAGCUGGCCUGGGAGAAAUCGCAGCGGGAUCGCGAGGCGAGCAAAGCCCUCAAGCAAAGUCUGGACACUAAUGAAAACGAUAAGGACGAUGAUCACGAUAGCGAUAGCGAUGACGAUGAAAACAAGGAUAAGGACAAUAACACUACUGCCACACGUUGAAACGCCAGUGCUCCCUUGACAAUUGAAACUCUUUAGUUCGUAUUUUCUAGUUGAUAUUAAACGUUUGGAAACGCUAAUGGAAUUUGAAAAUUCCAAAAAAUAUAAAAUAUGAUUAUUGUAGUCGAGUGGCUCGACUAUAAGUACACCACCAACCAAA